AUGGUCGUGGACUGGGCGGGAACUGUUCUCGCCCCAAGUGAGGACAACGCGCCGUCCCGAGUCGUGCAGAUUCAUUCCCGCGCCGAGUUUGAUGACUUGCUCGCCGCCGACCCGGAGCGGUUGGUCGUGCUCAUGUGCAAGGCCCUGUCGUGUCGCCCAUGCAAGGCCUUCAAGCGGAAAUACGACCGUGCGUCGCGCAAGUACGGCGAUGUCCUGUUCUGCGAGGUCUUUGGGGAUGAGUCGAAGGAGCUCAGGGGCAUGAUGAUGGAUGCCCAGGUGCGCGUCACCCCGACCUUCAUCAUGUACAGGGCCGGCAACGUCGUGCACUCCCACGUGGGGAUCAAGGAGGACAAGCUGCUUCAAGCCCUGCAGACCCAGGUCCUGGGCGAGCCGCUGACCAGUGGCGAUGCCGCCGAGGCGUCCGGCAGCGGGUCGCCGGGAGCCUGA
Molecule: messenger RNA, 447 nt
Organism: Auxenochlorella protothecoides
Lineage: Eukaryota; Viridiplantae; Chlorophyta; Trebouxiophyceae; Chlorellales; Chlorellaceae
Product: Thioredoxin H2-2
Exons: 6
Coding region: 1-447 (148 amino acids)
Source: RefSeq, a predicted model, not a curated record